UAUGUUUUUAUGGAGAAUGAAAUAAAUGAAAUGAAUGAAUGAAUGAAUAUGAAGCAAUAAAGUAGGUAUAUACCAAGAAUUGGGCGCCUUGUUUGUUAGUUUGCUUGAUUUGUUGUGAUGAACAGUAUUGCAUUGUGGGUAUGGGCAUUGAGAGGGCACUGGAAUCAUAUUUCUUACUCAAUUUUUUUCUCUCCAGUGUUUCCCUACUUUACCAUUCGGCAUGGGCCCCCAAUCCUCAUGCCCAUUCUGUAGUAACGCCACUGGCCAAGAACAUGCACUGACCAUUAUACAGCUUCGCGUUCCAUCAUUCUUUCUUACUAGUUUUUUUCUUCUUCAUUUUCAAGGCUGUGAAGACCCGGGUACGCCAGCCUUCGGUAGUCGAUCUGGAACCUUCGACGACGGCGAUGUUUUAACUUUUGAAUGUUUUUUCGCGGAUUUCACGCUCAUUGGUGAAUCUACGCUCACCUGUAAUAAUGGACAGUACAAUGAUGACGCUCCUGUUUGUAAGGUUCGAUGUGAUCCGCUAAGUGACCAGUCUGAUUGUCCCGGAGGAGUACCUUGCAACGCAGAAGGCUUCUGUGAAAUAGAUCCAUGUGGACCGCAGCCGGAACUCCCGAGUUGUUCCAUAGAAUUUUGCACCUCCUUCGGGCCUAAUUUCGCCUUGGCUUUCUGUGAUCCAUGUGGACCGCAGCCGGAACUCCCGAGUUGUUCCAUAGAAUUUUGCACCUCCUUCGGGCCUGAUUUCGCCUCCGAUUUCUGUCAAGGCUGUGAAGACCCGGGUACGCCAGCCUUCGGUAGUCGAUCUGGAACCUUUGAGCACGGCGAUGUUUUAACUUUUGAAUGUUUCGAGGGUUUCACGCUCAUUGGUGAAUCUACGCUCACCUGUAAUAAUGGACAGUACAAUGAUGACGCUCCUGUUUGUAAGGUUCCAUGUGAUCCGCCAGCCCCGUCUCUCUGUUUCGUAGGAGCACCUUGCGGCGCAGAUGGCGUCUGUCCAAUAGAUCCAUGUGGACCGCAGCCGGAAUUCCCGAGUUGUUCCAUAGAAUUUUGCACCUCCUUCGGGCCUAGUUUUGCCUUAGAUUUCUGUGAUCGAUGUGGACCGCAGCCGGAACUCCCGAGUUGUUCCAUAGAAUUUUGCACCUCCUUCGGGCCUGAUUUCGCCUCCGAUUUCUGUCAAGGCUGUGAAGACCCGGGUACGCCAGCCUUCGGUAGUCGAUCUGGAACCUUCGAGCACGGCGAUGUUUUAACUUUUGAAUGUUUCGAGGGUUUCACGCUCAUUGGUGAAUCUACGCUCACCUGUAAUAAUGGACAGUACGAUGAUGGAGCUCCUGUUUGUAAGGUUCCAUGUGAUCCGCCAAAUGACCCGUCUCAGUGUCCCGGGGGAGGAGUACAUACUUGCGACGCAGAAGACUUCUGUCUAAUAGAUGCAUGUAAUAGUAGCACUUGUUUCAAUGGAGCAACCUGUGAGCAAGGCUUUUGCACAUGUGCAGCAGGAUUUGAAGGCACUACAUGUGAAGUUAAGCUGACAUAUGUUGAGUGUGGAACUAGUUCAAUGAUCGUCAACAUAGCUAAACAGCUAGUCCCAGGUGACGCAUCUGCUGUUCAUUUUCUGGACCAAUCCUGCUCCGGUGUAGACAGCUCUAGCACUGAGAUCACUCUCACUACAAACUACAAUGAAUGUGGCACCAUCUUAGAGGAGGACAACACCACCAUUACAUUCUUUAAUGUAAUUACAUACAGCAAACCUGAUCCGGAAGCCGGUACAGAAAUCACCCGUAAUUAUCAAAUGCAAGUUAAGGUUGAAUGUUGCCUUAACAAAGAGGAAGUCAUCAGUGGGUCCUUCAGACCACAGCUUGGUGAGGUGUCCUUUAGCGACAAGGGCUCUGGUGACUUCAGUCUGAGACUCGAAAGGUUCCAGAAAAAUGCUUUUGUUGAUUUGGAAUUGGACACGUCCUCUGUUGUAUGGCAUUAUAAGGACCUCUUCUUUGCUGUUCGUCUUGAGUCGGUACAAGACGUUGGUGUGGUUAUUGAUCGCUGCUGGGCAACAGCCAGUGAAGACUCCGAAACCACUCCACAGCACUCUCUAAUUUCUUCAGGUUGCCCAGAGGAUGACACAGUUGCUAUCAAUCGUAGCCUUGGAUUGCAUCGAGAAGGCUUUUCUUUGAAGUCAUUUGCAUUUGUUGGAGAUUACACUGAGGUGUACAUUCACUGUUCAGUGAAGGUCUGUCGUGCAGCAGAGGCUCAAGAGAUUCGAGACGCAGGAUGCCCCUCAGAAGAUGAACCUCCAAAUGGUCAAACUCCACUCCGCAAACGUCGAUCUUUGUCCGUUAUGUCCACUCAGACCAUCAGUAAUGGUCCGAUCCACAUCCGUCGCUCAACCAGCGAUAUGGCUACUAAUGAUUUGUCUUCCUACAACCCAUUUGCGGUGCUCCUCCUUGGAAUGAUCGCAACACUGGUUGCUAUGGCAAUCAUGAUGGGUGUAGUCAAGCUUGUUCGUAUCUUACCUGAUAUCAGCGGCUAUCAGCAAGUUCCUUUUGAAGGAAUUUAGAAGGGCCAUAGAAUGGACAAUAUUCUCCAUCUCUAUCGAUAAUUGAUUUGAUACCGAAACAGGACAUCCCACAAAGUCAUACAAUCAGGACCCCUUACUACACUCAGCAAAAGAAGAAAAAAGAGGGACACUCUCAAUAUUAUUGUUAAGGUAUAAACUGUCAACAAAAUACAAUACAAUAAUACAACUUUGUCUAGAAUAUGGCGUCCCCUACUGCUCUGUGCCGGAUCGGCCCUCAGUGCUUAAACAUGUACGUUUAGCCAGUGGUAGAUAUCGUACAUAAUUAUGAUGUCCGAAACCAUAUUUAUACCGACGACAUCUAGAUAUACUGCGCCCAUAAUCCGAAGGUUCCCCC
Molecule: messenger RNA, 2903 nt
Organism: Strongylocentrotus purpuratus (purple sea urchin)
Lineage: Eukaryota; Metazoa; Echinodermata; Echinoidea; Camarodonta; Strongylocentrotidae
Product: CUB and sushi domain-containing protein 2
Exons: 16
Coding region: 221-2548 (775 amino acids)
Source: RefSeq, a predicted model, not a curated record